CGUUCGCAGGGGCAACAACCACAAAAGUCGUCUCUACAUUCUAUAUACUCUAUACACUCUCUAUACUCUACAACUAACUGUUUAACAAUGGCAUUGGGCAGCCACAAGCAACACUAUCAGCAUCAGCUGGCGCCAUACACCAAGCCAAGCUAUCAUCAUCAACAUCAUCAUCAGCAGCAGCAGCAAUCACAUCAGCAACCACAACAGCAACAACAUUUCGAACUUUCCGAUGAUUCGCUGGAUGGCAGCGAGCAGCCAUCGAUGCUGGUUGGUGGCGCCUCCGUUGUGCGUCGCAAUGCACGCGAACGCAACCGCGUCAAGCAGGUGAACAACGGCUUCAGCCAACUGCGCCAACACAUUCCCGUUGCCAUCAUCGCUGAUCUGAGCAACGGGCGACGAGGCAUCGGACCCGGUGCCAACAAGAAGCUGAGCAAGGUGAGCACACUGAAGAUGGCCGUGGAGUACAUUCGACGUCUGCAGCGACUCAUCGAUGACAACGAUCAGCAGCAGCAGCAGCAACAACAGCAGCAGCAGCAACAGCAGCAGCAACACUUGAGCUACCAGCAACAGUUGCAGCAACAGCAACAUUUCUAUGCGCUGCAACAGCAACUGCAACUGAUUUCGCCCAGCGGCAGCUGCAGCUCCUCCACCUCUACCUCCACCUCCACCUCCACUUCAUCCUCCGCCAGCAACUAUUAUGCCACGCCAGCAGCAACACAACUGAAGCAGGAGACAACAGCCAACAGCAGCUACGAAGAUUAUCGCAACAAUUCGUGCAGCUCGGGCGCCGAGGAUGAUGACAUCCUUGACUACAUCUCACUCUGGCAGGACGAUCUCUAGAUCGUUGAAAUAGCAGCCAACUUUCUGCUACAACUAGUCACACUGCCACGCCCACCAUCGAUAGCAACAACAACAACAACCACUGACGAAGUAUUACCUCAGCAACCACAAAGUAUUUUAUUUAUUUGCAUUUUUUUUUUCAAUGACUUUUGUACAAAUUAUUUAUAAGUGAGAGAGAGAGAGAGAGAGAGCGCUGUUUUGUGCCUGUGUUUAUAUUUUUAUAUAGUUUAUAAGACUUAGUUUAAUAUGGAAGACAAUUUAGCAUUUAAGCUCUUUUUUUUUCAAACAAACAUGGAGGACAUUAAACUGAUAGCGAUAG
Molecule: messenger RNA, 1159 nt
Organism: Drosophila nasuta
Lineage: Eukaryota; Metazoa; Arthropoda; Insecta; Diptera; Drosophilidae
Gene: ac
Product: achaete
Exons: 1
Coding region: 88-840 (250 amino acids)
Biological process (GO): positive regulation of transcription by RNA polymerase II
Cellular component (GO): RNA polymerase II transcription regulator complex
Molecular function (GO): protein dimerization activity; DNA-binding transcription factor activity, RNA polymerase II-specific; RNA polymerase II transcription regulatory region sequence-specific DNA binding
Source: RefSeq, a predicted model, not a curated record